AUGUCCAACGUAGACCUUGACUCGCUGCCGGUGCAGUUCAAGCAGGCGGUCGAAGCGAUCCGUGCUGCCGUACCGGCCGAAUUGGCGUCUCCGAAAUGGGGCAUCAUUUGUGGGUCCGGGUUGUCCGGUCUGGCAUCGACGCUGGAAUCGGCGGUACAUGUGCCAUAUACGUCGAUUCCAGGAUUUGCGGAAUCCACCGUGCAAGGCCACACGUCGUCGCUUGCGUUUGGAUAUCUCAGUACGACGCCGUCGAAGCGUGUGGCGGUAGUGGCGUGUUUGGGACGAUUCCACACGUACGAAGGACAUUCGGCGGCAACGUGUGUAUUCCCAACACGCGUGAUGAAGUUGCUCGGUUGUCGGGCACUGGUCGUAACUAACGCGGCGGGCGGACUGAACGAUACGUUUCAGGUGGGAACGAUCAUGUCGAUUCACGACCACCUUUCGCUUCCCACUUUGACGGCGACUAAUCCGCUGAUUGGAGCCAACAUUUCGGCUCUGGGGCCUAGGUUUCCGCCCUUGUCGAAUGCGUACGAUCUCGAACUGCGUUUGGCUCUCUAUCGCGCUGCCGAGAAGCUGUCGCUGCUCGACUCGCUCGCCUCGGGAACGUACGCCUACGUGCUCGGUCCAUCGUACGAAUCGCGUGCCGACGCCAACUUUCUCAAGAGCGUAGGUGCCGACGCCGUUGGCAUGUCCACCGUCCCCGAAGUCAUCGCCGCUGCGCACACUGGUCUGAAAACGCUUGCCAUCAGUCUGAUCACCAACAAAGUGGUCCUCGAACCCCACUUUGACUUUCACUCGGCACUCAAAGCCGAAAAACAAGGCGGCGAAAAACUCGAACUGAUCGUCAACCGACUAAUCCAAUCCGAUCAAGCCGCAGCAGCCAACCAGGAAGAAGUUCUCCAAGCUGGUGCAAACAGAGCCGACGAUAUCCGACGUCUCGUCGCAGAAGUCAUUUGCUCCACUCCGGUCUAG
Molecule: messenger RNA, 972 nt
Organism: Mycosarcoma maydis (corn smut)
Lineage: Eukaryota; Fungi; Basidiomycota; Ustilaginomycetes; Ustilaginales
Exons: 2
Coding region: 1-972 (323 amino acids)
Biological process (GO): nucleoside metabolic process
Cellular component (GO): cytoplasm
Molecular function (GO): purine-nucleoside phosphorylase activity
Source: RefSeq, a predicted model, not a curated record